Molecule: messenger RNA, 3310 nt
Organism: Trichomycterus rosablanca
Lineage: Eukaryota; Metazoa; Chordata; Actinopteri; Siluriformes; Trichomycteridae
Product: adenylate cyclase type 3-like
Exons: 20
Coding region: 16-3054 (1012 amino acids)
Biological process (GO): cAMP biosynthetic process; adenylate cyclase-activating G protein-coupled receptor signaling pathway; intracellular signal transduction
Cellular component (GO): plasma membrane
Molecular function (GO): adenylate cyclase activity
Source: RefSeq, a predicted model, not a curated record
UGUUAUGUGAUCAUCAUGUGUGCUGUUGUGUUCACGCCAGACAAAAUGGCGAUGGUGGCGGCUGCAGUGGCCGGGCUGGUAGCAGACGCAGUCCUCUAUGCACUCUGUCGGUUCCACGUGCUACCAGAGGCCAUGAUGCACCUCGCUGUGCCGUACUCGCUCUGGUUGCUAAUCACGCUUCACAUUCUUCUUUAUGUGGGAUUUAACUUUGCUGGGUUUAAUGAAGCAAAUGAUGCGGUCGGAUGGCAGACCUUCUUCACAUUCUCAUUUUUUCUGACCAUGCCACUGCCGCUCGCACACAUUCUGGUGCUAGUGGUGAUAGCGUGUGGUGCUCACACGACCAUGCUGGCGGUUCUUGUGCCACUGAGAAUGCUUGGGGACCUCCAGAGCUCUGUUUUGGUCCGACAGCUGUUUGCUAAUGUGAUGUUGUACCUGGGUUCUGUGGUCGUGGGCGUGAUGUCAUACUUCAUGUCUGAUCGGAAAUAUCGAACUGCGUUUCUGGAGGCCAAACAGUCGCUGGAGGUCAGUCUCACCCUGAAGGAGCAGAGCCAACAACAGGAGGAGUUGUUGUUAUCUAUUUUACCAAAACACAUUGCUGAUGAGAUGCUGCAAGGAAUGAAGAAUGAAGCCAAUCAGAAAUCGGAAGCUCAACAGUUCAACACGAUGUACAUGUACCGACACGAGAACGUCAGUAUUCUGUUUGCUGAUAUUGUCGGGUUUACUCAGCUCUCAUCGGCCUGUAGCGCUCAGGAACUCGUCAAACUGCUCAACGAACUUUUUGCCCGAUUUGACAAACUAGCUGCUGAACACCAUCAGCUGCGCAUUAAGAUUUUGGGUGAUUGUUAUUACUGUAUUUGUGGAUUGCCAGAUUAUCGUGAAGAUCACGCUGCCUGUUCCAUCAUGAUGGGUCUCGCUAUGGUCAAAGCUAUCUCGUACGUACGUGAGAAGACUCAGACAGAAGUGGACAUGAGGGUGGGGGUGCACACAGGUACAGUCCUGGGUGGAGUUUUGGGACAAAAGCGUUGGCAGUUUGAUGUCUGGUCCACUGAUGUUACAGUCGCCAACAAGAUGGAGUCCGGAGGAAUCCCAGGGCGUGUACAUAUCUCCCAGUCAACGAUGGAUUGUCUGCAUGGUGAGUUUGAGUUGGAGCCAGGUAAUGGAGGAGACCGUUGUGACUACCUGAUGGAGAAAGGUAUUGACACCUACCUGGUACUCGUUCCCAAGGAAAAGGCCACAGAGGGCGUAGUCAGCAACGGAUGGAUGGCUGAACCCAUGACCAAUGGGAGUGCUGCUCCACUCAUUGCUACGAUGGAGACCAAGGGCAGUGUGAGUUCGGUCCGAGCCAUCACAAAUGAUAUGGACGGAGACGAUUCAAAGAAGCUGCAGCUGGGCAGCAAGGACGAUGGAGGGAUGGAGAACGAACAGGAGCGGAACAGACUAUUAACCAAAGCACUGCUCGAAAGAGAGUCUGAAGAAACGAUGAAGGAGAGGAGCACCGCCGCACUCUCUCUGCGCUUCAUAGAUUCGGAACACGAGUCUCUAUUUUUAUCUGAAAAAGAACGGCAGACGGGUGUGGCGCUCAGCUGCAGCUGUGUGGUUCUGUUCUUCACCUCGGCUAUGGAAGUUCUCAUCGACCCACAGCUGACGGUGAACUAUGUAACGCUGGCAGUGGCUGAAGUUCUGCUCAUCAUCCUGACCAUCUGCUCCCUGGCAGCCAUUUUUCCACGACUAUUCCCAGAGAGACUCGUGUCAUUUUCAUUGUGGAUCGAUCACACACGAUGGGCUCGGAACACCUGGGCGAUGGCGGCCAUUUUUGUUCUAGCGAUGGCAGAGGUGGCCGACAUGCUUAGUUGUGUUGAACCCCCCAUCCAGUUGCUGAACAUCAGCUCCAGUUUACCAUUUAAGGGUGUUGGUGGCUGUGCCGAUAACCCCAAACACUACAGCUUCAUAGCCGUGCUCUCGCUUGUGGCAACCACAAUGCUCGUCCAGGUCAGCCAUCUCGUAAAGUUGGCUCUAAUGAUGCUGAUCACUGUGGCAACAACCGCCGUUGACAUCUACAGCUGGAGAAACAUCUAUGAAAUUUACGACUUCUUCCGCUUUCAGAACUACAGGUAUUUCUUGGUUCCUUCCAAAUAUCUGAUGACAGUGAUGAUAGUCAUCAUGAUGAUUAGCUUCUACUACUUUGCUCGGCAUGUGGAACGUCAGUCACGUAAGUUGUUUCUCUGGAAGAUUGAGGUUCAUGAUCAAAAAGAACGCGUGUAUGAGAUGAGGACAUAUAACGAGGCUCUGGUCACCAACAUGCUGCCUGAACACGUCGCCAGACACUUUCUAGGCUCCAAAAAACGAGACGAGGAGUUGUACAGCCAGUCGUAUGAUGAGAUCGGAGUGAUGUUUGCAUCAAUCCCGAACUUCUCGGACUUCUACACGGAGGAGAGCAUCAACAAUGGCGGCAUUGAGUGCCUGAGGAUCCUCAACGAGAUCAUCUCAGACUUUGACUCGCUGCUGGACCGGCAGGAAUUUCUCUGUAUCACCAAAAUAAAGACGAUUGGCAGCACGUACAUGGCUGCUUCGGGUGUGACACCAGAGAGUAACACUAAUGGAUACAGCAACCGCAAGGAGGAGGAUCAGUGUAUUUUGGAGAGAUGGCAGCACUUAGCAGAUCUGGCUGAUUUCGCUUUAGCGAUGAAGGUCACACUGAAUAACCUAAACAAACAGAGCUUCAACAGCUUCAUGCUGCGUAUCGGUUUGAAUAUGGGGGGUGUGUUGGCAGGUGUGAUCGGAGCUCGGAAGCCUCACUAUGAUAUUUGGGGAAACACUGUAAAUGUGGCUAGCCGUAUGGAGUCCACUGGAGUUAUGGGUAAUAUCCAGGUGGUGGAGGACUGCUAUAAGAUUCUGAGAGAGUAUGGAUUCCGAUUUGUACGCAGGGGCCCCAUCUACGUAAAGGGUAAAGGAGAACUGCUCACCUUCUUCAUGAAGGGGAAAGAUAAACCACCUGGUAAUAACGGCACUACUGUUUUACCCACACUGCCUCAUCAGAUACCCGCCUGGACCUGAGGACAAGUACACAAGCAGCUUAGGAAAUCCCCUGAUAUGAAAUAUGGUGAAUUCAACCACAGUCAAAAGGCCUAUAACUAACCAGCUGUAGAAAUGUAGCACUACCAUCUUUAAUAAACCAUUAACUGCUUGUAAUGUGAUACAGUGUCCUGCAUGAUAUCUUAAUAAGGGCCUGACUGGAUACAUCUGGAUACUAGUAUACACUGCAAUCAAAGCUCUGACAUUACACACUGUAAAUAAAAAUAGACUAAACUCA